Lathyrus sativus (Indian pea) is the source of this 1470-nucleotide messenger RNA. NCBI's taxonomy places the organism in Eukaryota, Viridiplantae, Streptophyta, Magnoliopsida, Fabales, Fabaceae. The record is from the annotation of a GenBank genome assembly.
AUGGCUUCCUCUGAUGGUAGAAUUGCGUACUCUUCGCUUUCUAAGUUAGAAAAGGGGAAACCUCACUUUGGUUAUGAUGAUAUGAAUUGCCAUGGUGAGUCUACAUGGUCUGAGCCUGAGCCUGAGUCUGGCACCACUAGUGGACCAUUAGCCGCAACGUUCACAAACCGGGAGAUAUCUUAUGAUUCGUAUAAGUUUUCUUACGAGGAUGAUGAAUUGUUUGAUGGAGGUUAUGAGUCAAAUGAGGAGGCUCGUCGGGUUAACCAUUCUAGCAUGACUCCUGAUGUGAAUUUGAAGAAUGUGCUUUCUGGGAUUUUUUCUAUUUUGACUGGACGAAACAAGGCUUUAAGUGUGGAUGAAGAUCAGCAAUUACCGAGUUCGAAUGUAUCGUUUCUUGGCUCUGGAAAUGAUGGAGAUGUUUUUCUCGAUUCUUCUGUGUACACGCCGAGUGCACCACCACUUUUUCUGCCAAAUGGGGCUGAAUAUAGUUCCUACAAGGAGGUACUUGAAGCUGAACCACCUGAGUGGCUGCCUGAUAGUUCUACUACUGUUUGUAUGCAGUGUAAUGCUCCGUUUACUGCACUUACACGGGGAAGACAUCAUUGCCGGUUUUGUGGAGGGAUUUUCUGUCGAAUAUGUACAAAGGGACGGUGUUUACUGCCUGUUAAGUUCAGGGAUAGGAAUCCUCAGAGGGUUUGUGAUUCCUGCUAUGAUAGACUUGAUCCUUUACAAGGCGUUCUUAUCAACACCAUAAGCAAUGCUGUGCAGUCAGCUAAGCACGAUGUCAUGGAUUGGACUAGUGCUAGAGGGUGGCUUAAUCUUCCUAUUGGUUUAUCUAUGGAGCAUGAGAUAUAUAAAGCAUCCAAUACUUUGAGAAACUACUGUCAGGUGGCCAAAUCCAAUCCUGAGAAGUCCAUCCCUUUAUCUGUUCUCAAAAGUGCCCAAGGUCUUGCAAUUUUGACGGUUAUCAAAGCUGGUGCACUGGUCUCUUACAAAGUUGGUACUGGUUUGGUUGUUGCACGGAGACAUGACGGAUCAUGGUCUGCACCAUCAGCUAUAUUCUCCUUGGGUUUAGGAUGGGGUGCUCAGAUUGGCGGUGAACUUAUGGAUUUUAUAGUUGUUCUUCAUGAUACGAAAGCUGUGAAGACGUUCUGCAGUCGCAUGCAUUUUUCUCUUGGGGCUGGUUGCAGUGUUGCAGCAGGGCCUAUUGGGAGAGUGGCCGAGGCAGAUCUUCGUGCUGGUGACAGGGGCUCUGGCAUGUGUUACACUUACAGUUGCAGUAAAGGGGCAUUUGUAGGAGUCUCAUUGGAAGGGAAUAUAGUUGCAACCCGGAUGGAUGCCAAUCUACGGUUCUAUGGUGAUCCUUAUCUCACCACAUCUGAUAUUCUACUAGGCCUGGUGGACAGACCAAAGGCUGCUCAACCAUUAUACACCAGUCUUCAAGAUUUAUAUUCCAGUUUACACAACUAG